Helianthus annuus (common sunflower) is the source of this 1314-nucleotide messenger RNA. RefSeq lists its product as uncharacterized. The coding region runs from base 1 to 1314 and encodes 437 amino acids. The transcript has a single exon. The record is from RefSeq and is a predicted model, not a curated record. NCBI's taxonomy places the organism in Eukaryota, Viridiplantae, Streptophyta, Magnoliopsida, Asterales, Asteraceae.
AUGGACAGGAUUACCAAACCUAAACGGCAACUCAACCUUCAUACAACCACCACCACACCCGUCGUCCCCCUACCUAAAAACCCAACCGAGGCCUUGUCCACACCGGUAUGGCUUCAGGCUAUGUCCAACGAAUUCGAUGCUCUUAUUAAAAAUGAUACUUGGGAUCUCGUGCCACGUACACCAAACAUGAACAUUAUUCGUAGCAUGUGGCUAUUUAAACACAAGUUUAAGUCAGACGGUAUGUUAGAACGAUACAAGGCACGUCUUGUGUGUGACGGUCGGUUACAACAGGUGGGUAUUGAUUGCGGAGAAACGUUUAGUCCAGUCGUUAAACCGUCUACUAUACGUACGGUAUUGUCGAUUGCAUUAUCAAAGUCAUGGCAUGUUCAUCAGUUAGACGUUUCAAACGCUUUUUUGCAUGGUAAAUUAAAUGAGGUUGUAUAUAUGUAUCAACCUAUGGGAUUUCGCCACACAGGUUUUCCCGAUCACGUCUGUCGGUUGAAAAAGUCAUUGUACGGGUUGAAACAGGCGUCGCGGGCAUGGUACCAAAGGUUCACUGAUUAUGUGUUAACAUUGGGGUUUCGGCAAAGUAAAUGUGAUGCUUCGUUGUUCACAUUGCAUGACGAUGCAACAGUUGCCUACUUACUUCUCUAUGUUGAUGAUAUUCUUCUUGUUACAUCAACCGACCAGCUUCGACAUCAGUUGAUGGCUCGCUUAGCCAAUGAAUUCGCCAUGAAAGAUCUUGGGCCACUCAGUUUCUUUCUCGGGGUCGCUGUUACUCGCCAACAUAACACUAUGUUUCUUUCUCAACAGUCAUACGCUUUGGAUAUCAUCGCACGGGCCGGGAUGCAGUCUUGCAAUCCCGUCACUUCCCCGGUUGACACGCACUCCAAGUUGAGUGCUCACUCCGGCGAGGACUUUCAUGAUCCUACUCUGUAUCGUAGUCUCGCUGGAGCGCUACAGUAUCUUACGUUUACCCGGGCCGACAUCAGUUACGCGGUGCAACAGGUUUGCAUGCACAUGCAUGCCCCGAAAACAGGUUAUUGGAACGCCUUAAAGCGCAUCAUUCGGUACAUCAAAGGCACCACCUCCUACGGCCUUACCCUAUGCUCGUCCGCGACUCCUUCUCUCGUGGCAUACACCGAUGCAAAUUGGGCCGGUUGCCCUGACACUCAACGGUCCACGAGUGGUUAUUGUGUCUAUUACGGUGAUAACUUAAUCUCAUGGUCAUCUAAACGCCAACCUUCCAUAUCUCGCUCCAGUGCCGAAGCCGAAUACCGUGGGGUAGCUAACGUGGGCGCUGAAAUUUGCUAG